Molecule: messenger RNA, 3231 nt
Organism: Mytilinidion resinicola
Lineage: Eukaryota; Fungi; Ascomycota; Dothideomycetes; Mytilinidiales; Mytilinidiaceae
Exons: 2
Coding region: 1-3231 (1076 amino acids)
Source: RefSeq, a predicted model, not a curated record
AUGGAUCCCUUCACAAGCUUAAGCCUAGCAACGUCUAUCAUCCAAAUUGUCGACUUUAGCUUGAAGCUAGUAAGCAAGGGCCAUGACAUUUACAAGAAUGGUUCCAUUACUAGCUUUGACCAAGCGAAGUCGAUUGCCAAUGACUUGACGGGAUUGACCCAGAGCCUUACUGGUCCGCUUGACUCUAUUUCCAAUUCCAAGGCCCACCUGUCCGACGAUGAACUUAAACUCAGCAAUCUUGCCACAGAAACGGGACAAAUUGCGCAGGAACUUAUCACACUUGUCGAACACCUAACACGUCAUGGCGGAAAAGCCAACCCAUGGAAGAGCUUCCGGCAAGCACUGGAUACGGUAUGGAGCAAAACGAAAAUAGCAGAAAUUAUCGAUACUCUAAAUGCAUUCCGAAACGAAUUGAUCUUACGGGUUGUCGUGUCACUCAAAUUCGACCACAAGUUUCAGCUGGCGAGAGAGGACGAGCGCUUUCGCAGCAUGCAGCAAGGAAAUAAGAAAAUUGCAGAAGCUCUGCUCGACAAUAAAAACUUCUUCACAGGAGGGUUAGAUCGGAUUUUACAAUACAACAAAGAUGAAUGCGCAAUUGCAAAAAUUAGGCAUGAAGAAACCAUUGCUGCUUUAGCCACCCUUCAAGGACACUUCGCAAACCUCAACAUCACGGACGACCUAAAGCCCGAGUCCCUUCGGGACUUGAGUACGUUACAACGAGAUGUCCUCAAUUGUCUAUGGUUUAGAUUCAUGGGAGACCGAGGUGCAGAAAUUUCGAACGCAUACAAGGAGACCUUUCAGUGGAUAUACGAUGGAGAAGCGAUGUCAAGACGGGCGUGGGAUAGCCUCCCAGAAUGGCUUCAACAUGGUGAAGGCUGUUUCUGGAUAAGUGGAAAAGCUGGCUCAGGCAAAUCAACGCUCAUGAAAUUCGUUGCUAGCGAUUUACGAACGCAUCGGCUCCUUGAACAAUGGUCGGAGCAUGAGUCACUGCUCUGCGCUUCCUUCUUUUUUUGGAACAGCGGCAUUUCGUUGCAGAAAUCUCAACAUGGCCUCCUACGCGCAAUAUUACACGAAAGUCUGAGUCAGUACCCCGAGCUUGUCCCAGUUGUCUUCCCGACUCACUGUCGAAUGUUUGCAAGACGCAGAUUGGACAUUCACGAUCCGUCUUUGGUCGAACUAAUGGACGCUUUCAAGAUAUUGACAACGCAAACGAGCAUGCCACUCAAAAUUUGUCUUUUUAUCGAUGGCGUGGACGAGUACGAUGGCGAUCAUGUUAAGUUUGCCGAGUACUUGCGCUCCAUUGCGUCGCCGCGCUGUAAAUUUCUCCUCUCCAGCCGACCUACACCGAACUGUGUUGAAGCCUUCGAAAGCUGUCCUAGUCUGCGCCUGCAAGACCUGACAAACACCGACAUCCAGACAUACGUAAGGGGAAAUUUGGUGGACAAUUCCCGUGUGAGAGAGCUAUUACAAGAUAACCCAUCUUUAGGGGACCUACUCACCAGCGAAAUCGUAUCAAAAGCUUCUGGUGUCUUUUUAUGGGUAGUUUUGGUUGUCAAAGCCUUGAAAGAUGGCCUCCGUAAUCGCGACAACGUGCAGGAUCUGCUUAGACGGGUGGAUGAGCUACCAGCAGACCUCGACAACCUCUAUGGAGAGAUGCUACACCGUAUGGACCCAUUUUACAAGCGACAAGCGUCGAUGCUCCUCCAGAUGGUCUAUUGGAGCACCCAACUUCCAGCCAGCACACCCAUGACUGCGUUGAGACUGUCUUUUGCGAUGGAUAACAACCCAGACACUAGUAUCAACGCGAACAUUUCGGAGAUUCAUAUAGACGAAUUGGUUCGAAGAUGUCGUGAUAUUGAGGCAAUUGUACGAAGUCGUUGCUGUGGCCUCCUGGAGAUACAUGGGCCACAUCGUGUGCUCUUCGGAGAGUCAAAGGAUGAAACUGUUGAAACUUCUACGACAUUGAGCAUCACAAUGACGAAACAGAUACUGGAACUGGUUCAAAUUUUAAGCAAUAGAAGUGAGAUGUCUGCUGAUGCGGAAAAACUUCUUAUGGAUCUCCUAGCAGAAAUGCUCCCACUCACAUAUAUCCGGUCCCAAGUACACUUUCUACACAAGUCAGUCGUUGAUUUCCUGGAGAAGCCGGAUGUCUGGAAAGAACUUCAGGAUAUCACGUCUUGUGACGGAUUUGAUGGGGCGGUGUCUCUUGUCAGUGCUUCGUUAUGCGAGAUAAAAUCAGCCUCCGUGGAACUGGAAAUUGGCUGUAGUGUCGAUGACAGUUCUAUAUGGGAAAUACUCGUGCGAGCACUGCAUGAAUGCAGCCUUACUGAAGGUUCUACCGGCCAAGCCCAGGCGAUGUUGAUUGAAGAGCUAGACGCUACGAUGGAGUCUCAUUGGCGCAAAAUCAAGGGAUGGAUACCCAGAUUUGGCAAAUCACUUGACGAACUGGGUCAUUGGUCGCAUACUGUUCCGUCAUCUGACUCAAAAUUCGUUUGGAAUCACGGCGCGGUUCCGUACGGCUCUAUCUUCGAUCUCGCCUGUACCUUUGGUCUUGUUCAGUACGUCAAAGACGCGGUAGCGUACCCAGGAACACUGAGCCCAGAUUCAAGUUCGUCCGCACACCAUUCUAAUGGCGAUGCCCGUAUGAUAGGCUUGGCUCAAAGAGCUCUAAAUCGGAUCAUAUUGGACAUAGACAACAGCCAAGCAUCUACAAGACUAUGGAGUCUUCAGCUGGAGAUUUUGGAAUUUAGUCUCCAUAGCGGUGCAAGCCCAAAUUUAGCCUUUUUCAAGGGCUUAUCACCCUUCCAAGUGGCAUUGCAUCGCUGCAAUCCGCGGGAUGUCUCAGGUUGUCAAGACUGGAAGUCAAUACUCCUAAAACUAGUUGACUAUGGAGCAGAUGUCAAUGCCCCACACUCCGGGGACGCGUAUCUCUUUGCAACGGGAGACGACUGGUUCAACAGCGGUCGCGAUAUUCGGGUGUGGCAGACACCAUUAGUUGCGAUCCAGGAGAAAUUUUCCGAAGUUGGAAAGGCAGCAAAGACCUCGCGGACACAGGCACGCAAGAUAAAUCAGUUGUUUCAACAAUUGCAAAGCGUGCUCAUGAAGAGAGGGGGCUCUCAUCGGACUUGGGUCGAGCGGGAGAUGUUGGAUGAAAAUGGUAAACGUCAGAUUGGAAAGUGGGAAGCAAUUACGGAUCCAAUUGAGGUGGAAAGCAUUCUAGAAUGUCUUUGA